Rhododendron vialii is the source of this 767-nucleotide messenger RNA. RefSeq lists its product as uncharacterized. The record is from RefSeq and is a predicted model, not a curated record. The transcript has 2 exons. Lineage: Eukaryota; Viridiplantae; Streptophyta; Magnoliopsida; Ericales; Ericaceae. Bases 228 to 767 code for a protein of 179 amino acids.
UAUAUGCACAAACUUUUUUUUGAGCAAUAAAUGAAGGCCUUUUCCACUUUGGUAGUAGGUUUUCUGUGUUUCUUUCUUAUGAUAUUCUUCCAAGAAUGAGUUUUAUUUGCUUGCACUGUGUGAGAUGUUCUAUCAUUUUAGAUGUUUGAAAUUGAUUUUUUUGACAGAAAAUGAAAAGGAAUCCAUGUGCUAAAGGUUGAUUGCUCUUAAUUGGUGAAUACAGGAAAAUGAAGAGGACUCGUCCUACUGUUUCAGCAAGGAAGAGGAAGGCUGACCAAACUUCAACUUCAGAAGUUGGAGGGAAAGGACGACGACAGAGGCAAAAGAAGGUUGUCAGAGAGGCCGGGGAGGAGGAGAACAGGCCUGAGGUAGAGCAACAAGCGGAGGAGGAGGCUAGGCCCGAUGCACAGAUGGAGGAGGAGGCCAGGACCGAUGGACACAUUGAGGCAGUAGAGCCAGAAGCCGAGCGACAUGAGGACGAUGCACAUACCGAGGCUUCGGUUAUACGCAGAGGGCGAGGGAGAGGGCGACAACAGAGGCAGAGGCAUGAUGAGGUUCUGGUUGGUCCAGAAGAUCCUAGCUUGUUAAAGGAUUUCAGGAAUCAUGUUGCAGCUGAUAUUUGGAAUGGUAGGAAGCGACAGUUGUUGAAAAUAUAUAACCACUCGCGUUAUCUGAAAAUUUGGGAGCUACCGACAACCAAUCGUAGGUUCAUGGGUAGGGUUACUUAUGUUUUAUUAUGUAUGAGUAGUACCAUUUGUUGUUCAUGA